AUGGCUGACUUGCCUUGUUCACAUUGUCAACUUUUCGGCAAACCUUUAGCACGAAUCAAUUUUAUAAUUAUCGCGGGUUCACCAGACAGUAUGGUGUAUCAACGAGUCAAACAUCUUAUCAGAGAUUAUUCAGGAAUAAAUUCGCCAGCUCGGGAUACCAAUUACACCAAUUAUGAUUCUUUGAUGAAUAUCAGUGAUCAGGUGUUCAAUCGUCAAACCCAAGAAGAAGUUGUCGAUGCAUCUAAAUCACUCUCCACAGAGAAAUGUUGCCAUGGAUUCGAAGUUUUUCCGAUUGGUAUAAAUGAUGUAUCGGAUUCUGCUCAAUUACAAAUAUUUAAAAAAGAUAUUCUGAAUUUACUUGAACUAAAAGCUGACGAAGACGUACAAACUAAAGAUAAAAUAGCUGAACCUGCCAGUUGGAUUAUGAUGAGUGGAUCUAACACAUUACUUGUAGAAGAAAACGAGGAAUUAACAGAUAAAAAGUUGCAAGACUUAUUAGAAGACCUCUUCCGAAAUCAAACAUCCCAAUACCGCGCUAUUCAUGCUGGACUUCGUUCAAAUAUGUCCAAAUUACUACAACCUCGCCGUCGAACAGUACGUGACAUACGUGCUGUAAGAGGUAAUUUGCAGAAAGACUAUCAGCGUACUGCUAGUGAGCUAUUAAAACUGCUUCUUAGUAAUCUACGAGAAUCCCGCACAGCUGAAGAUACUGUUCGUCGGGUAGUUCGGUUGGUGCUCGAUGAAUGCGAACUUAUGAGUGUAGAAGAAAAACGACCUUACGUUCGACAAUUAAUGUGUGGUGUUCGAUCCACUGAUCCUAAAAAUUCCAAUACAACCACGGCACAAAUGAUUCAUUAUGCUCUUCGAUUACUUGAAAACUAUCAAAAUGCGUCAGUACCACUUAUAUAUUCGAUCACUCUGACUAUUUGUCGAUUAAGUUGUCAUUUUAUUUUUCGUCAUGAAUUAUUUAAUAAUACACCUGAAAUAUACACAUUGUCUAUGUUGCUUGUUACUCAACGGCACUAUGCUCUUACUAUAGGUGGUCUCCGACUAUGUUCAAUGAUUUUGGAUGCUGAUCUAAAUGAACAUAAAUAUGCUAUUGCUUACUUAAAACAUGAUCAAUUAGCUGCAAGAAAAAUCUUAGAUGCAAUUAAAUGGCUUCUGUCACCUUAUACUCACCUAAAAUCUCUCUGGAAACAAAAAUCGAAGCACGAACAAGAUUCUGAAUUGACUACGGAAGAUUCACCAAUAGAAAUUGCAGAAGGACAGUGUUUCAGACAUGCUGGCAUCUUACUUGAACGAGCCUAUAUGCGGCGUCUUGCCUCUCUAUUUUAUGGUGCAGCCGACCAUUGUCUACAAGUGACAGAAGAUGACAUACAUAAAAUUGCUGAAACGAUUGAUGUCUUGGCUAAUCCUCGCAUGACUCGUUGGUUUCGACCAACAAGUGGAUCUUAUUUGACUAAGGAGAAUACCUAUGAUCAAGAAGAUAUAAUCAGUCAAUUACAAAACGUAUCUCCUCAUGGCAUUACUGUCAAACAAGCCGAACAAUGUAUUCGAGAAAUAUAUCGAAGACGAACAACAUUUGACGAUCAUGAUAUGCGAAAGUCUAUUUGUGGAUCACUGAAACAUCUUGGCUCUGAUCUUUACAGCUCAUCAGUACAUUUUCUUCAUGAAUUGAUUCAAAAUGCUGAAGAUAAUAUUUAUGAUUGUGCUAUUGUCCCAUGUUUACGUAUUGAACUUAAUCAUGAUUAUAUUCUUUUGUCCAAUAAUGAACAAGGCCUUCGAGCAACAGAUGUUUUAGCUAUUUUUAGUUUGGCUGUUAGUACGAAAACCAUCGAACAAAAGCAUAUUGGUGAAAAAGGUGUUGGAUUCAAAUCAGUCUUUGCUGCUUCUGAUCAACCGAUGCUGAUUUCACACGCUUGGAAAUUUUAUUUCAAGGUACCAGGUGUUGAUGCUAUGUCCUACAUUACUCCAUUAUGGGUCGAGAAUAUCCCCGAAUGUAUUUCUAGUCAGAUUUCUACUAAUAGUCGAAGUACCCAUCUCUAUUUACCACUUAAAUUGCAAGCGCAUACACCAGCUACUAAUCAGUUUCUUAAUGAUGUAGCUAGAGCGGUAGAUUCUUGUAUUUUACUCAAUAUGAGACAACUAAAAAAACUUGAAAUCGUAGAUCGACGAGAAGAGAAAGUUAUCAUCAUUGAAAAACAAGUCAUUGGUCCAACAAAAUUAGACAUACAACCCAAUGUGAUAUUUGAAAAUUGUAAUUUUAUGAACUUAACUGGAUCGAUUAAUCAACUAUGUACCUUAACAGGCUAUAAUACUUUUCGAGUGUAUGCAUGUAAUAUAGAUGUACCAAGUUCAAUUGAACAACGACGAACUCCAACAACAUCACUUAUUAUGGCAUUUCCUUGUAAAAAGGAUUAUUGUUUGACAAGAAAUGUGUACACUGGUUUGCCGGUUUGCGAUCUUGGAUUCAAUUUCAUGUUCAAUGCUGAUUUUCACUUGGUCACAAGUCGAGAAAAUGUUCGUGAAAAUGUUCAAUUUAAUACUUAUCUUCGUGAUAAUCUAGCAGUUCUUUUCGUUUAUCUGAUACAAAAUGAUCCCGAUUUGAGAAAAGAUAUUGGUCGAUACUGCCCAUCAUCCGAUACUCAUCAAAUCAAACAUUCGUCCUGGUGGCUCAUUAUGAUAGAUCGUAUCAAUGCACUAAUUACUAAAUAUCUUUCGGUACUAUUUGAUAUUAAAACAGGGAAGCUGAUUCGUCAUGUCAAUUCAGAAUUAACUUCGCUGAUAUCUAAUGAACAGUUAUAUAAUUGUGCCAAUAUUCAAGUAAUCGAUUCCAGCGAUGGUUUCUUGACACAGGAACGCUUAAAGUCAUUUCAAAUUCAAUCAGUUUCUAUCAAAGAUGUGCUUGAGUGUUUUCCAAAUUGUGAUGAUCCAACGAAUGAAUUCCGUCAUGAGUUUCGAUUAUGGACACAAAAACAAGAUGAACGUUGGUGGGCUCAAUUCUUUCAUCAUCUAUCGAAAGCUAUGACACCAGAAAUAUCAGCUACAAUGUUAUUGAAACCAAUAUUUAUCCUUCAAUAUGAUUCCAAAAGACAAUAUUUGCCAAGAAUGAAUGAUACGUUUUUACUUCUUUUUAUAAAUGAUGAUCCAUCCAUUCGAAUGUGGAAACGGCAAAUAACUCUUCUACGAUGUACAUCGCAAUAUGAAAGAAAUGCCCUUCUUAAUUCAAAUAGAGCACAACUUUUGACAGAAAAACGAUUGAUUGAAAUUAUUCUUCAUCAUCAUUUACAGCUAGCUCGCUCAUCGAAAAUAAUCUCUGUGGACACAGAACUUAUCAAUGAAUUGUGGCAAGAUUUAUUUUAUUUACGAUCUCGUCUUGAUAAAUUUGACAAAUCAACUCCACUUCUAGUGCCUAUCAAUAGAACAUUGAGUAUUACCUUGAUUCAGAAUACAAUUUUACCGACGCUAUUCGGUGUAGAUAUUCGAUCAUUCAUACCAUCAGUAACAUCACCUUUUAUUCAUCAUCCUUACUAUGACAUACAUGAGAGCCAUCUAAUAAAUCAUCUUCAAUGGGAAUAUUUUUUUCUUGAAAUGAAUUGUCAUCGACCAUCUAUUCAACUUCCUAAAGAUUAUACAGUCGACCAAUUACCUCUGUUACCGUCGUUUACUAUGCUGACAGAUGAGAAAUGGACUCGAUUGAGUGAAUCAAUCCUCUUGGCUCAAACACAAACCACUCAAGAAUGUCUUCGUCAGUUUCCUAUUGUAAGUGAGUCCAAUACUGAACAACAGAUCAGUCCAAUAUCAGCUACUUUUGAUAAAACUAUGGUUACUGAUUUACCAUCAUUACCUCAGAUUAUUGUUCCAUCCUACUGCCGUUCAUUAGCUAGCAAAUUCGGUGUUUGUGCUGAGACAUUUACAAUUAAACGUCCGCCACCAAUAUGA
Rotaria sordida is the source of this 3942-nucleotide messenger RNA. The record is from the annotation of a GenBank genome assembly. Lineage: Eukaryota; Metazoa; Rotifera; Eurotatoria; Philodinida; Philodinidae.